AGUCGCAUCGUGCAACACUGACCUGUUACUAUCGUGGUGUCUGACGCGCGUUAUCGACGGCACUCUGCAAGCAAUACAACACCCUCAUGACAAUGCAGCUACACAAGCCGUUUACUUGCAGCCAGCUUGGGCAGCGCCGCGUCGCUUUCCAGUCAGGAAGUCGACCAGCUGUGGUUAGGCGGCAGGUAGUUUGCCAAGCUGCGAAGGGCUGGCAAGGCGACCGGGAGGAGAAGCUUGCUCCCAAGGAAGUUGUGCUUCGCUCGGUUAAUGCUGUGGUUCUAGGCGCGUUGCUCACCGUUGGCGCUGCACCACGGCCUGGUAAUCUGGGCAUUCAGGACUACGGAGCCGGCAUUAAGACGCUGUCGCUGUGCCCGCGCACUCCCAACUGCAUCGCAACAUCAGAGGAGGGCAAUGACCGCGAGCACUACGUACCACCCUUGACAUACAACCCUGAGGAUGGUCGCGGACUGAAGGGGCCAGUCAGUCAGGAUCAGGCCAUGAAGGAACUCGUGGCUGCGGUCCAGAAGCUCAAGCCCGACGGCUUCACACCCAAGAUCGUCAAGCAGACCAAGGACUACCUGUACGUCGAGUACGAGAGCCCCAUCAUGGGAUUCAUCGAUGAUGUGGAGUUCUGGUUCCCACCCGGCCCCGGUUCCCGAGUGGAGUACCGCUCUGCCUCCCGCAUCGGCGAGUCAGACGCCAACAUCAACCGCAAGCGCAUCCGGGCUAUAAGGCAGGAGCUGGAGACCAAGGGAUGGCGCAGCACUGGCUUUUGAGCUGCUGGGCAAUAGCAGCUAGUUACGAAAGUCCUAGGCCCGCCGGUGUUUUGGUCCUCUCGUUUUGGGGUCUAAAACCUGUGUAGGUUUCAUGGGAAGAAGCAAGGAGCGGUCUGUUGAUUAGCAGGCUUUGUGAACUCGAGUGUGCAGUUUGGUCAGGAGGUUUGCGGCUGGCAUCGCCAUGAGGAGUGGCCGUCUGCAGGGCUGAGCGCCCGUAAGGGUGCGCCCUGUGUGUUGUAUGCAUGAUUUUGAGAAAUGCCUGUCUGCAGGAUGUGGCUUGCAGUGCUGGGAUGUCGGUAGGAGACAUUCGGGUGUCUUCGUCGUGUAUUGCGGGCAUAGCAUGUUCACAGUGGUUCUAAAUGGCGUGCUGAAACGUAAGGAUGUCCCGGGAUGUCACCAUAUGAACGCGGCUAUUCGGGAGUUCGCUGGUGCAAUGGUAAAGAAACAAUCCUCUAAUUACGUUAGGCAUCCCAGUAGAGGCGGAACCAAGCAGACGCACGUAAUGAGACCUCCAACGGAUGUAUAAUAAUAAAGAUAAACA
This is a messenger RNA of Astrephomene gubernaculifera, 1317 nucleotides long. The record is from the annotation of a GenBank genome assembly. Lineage: Eukaryota; Viridiplantae; Chlorophyta; Chlorophyceae; Chlamydomonadales; Astrephomenaceae.